AUCGACAAAAUAUUUCCAUGUGCAUCACAACAUAAUAAUACAACUGUCCAUUCGCUGCCAUUUUCCGCUUUGUUUAUUUCAUCUCAUAAAUCUCCUUUCAAUCUGUCCAUCAAUCACUCCAACACGCGCUCCCAGGUGUGGUGACGAGCACAACGCGGAAGUGAGUGUCAACAGCAGACAGCCUGGAGUCAACUGUCCACAGACACGAUGUCCAACAACCAAGAGAUACGAUACUGUCACCGAUUCUCCUACAUUUUGCUCAAGUUCACCUUGUUUGCGUAUGGCAUCGUCUGGUGGUUGAUAGGUGCCUUCCUCCUGGCCGUUGGCAUCUACGCUGAGGUGGAGAGACAACGCUUCAAGACUCUGGAUGGAGUGUUUUUGGCCCCGUCGAUAAUCCUGAUCCUUCUGGGAAUCAUCAUGUUUAUUGUUUCACUCAUUGGAGUCCUGGGUUCACUGAGGGAUAAUAUAACGCUUCUGAAAGUGUUCAUGUACACCCUCUCUGUGUGUCUGAUCCUGGAGCUGUUCGGAGGAAUAAUGGCGCUGGUGUUUCGGAACCAGACGGUGGGGCUACUGAACAAAAACAUCCGAAAAGGCAUCGUUAAUUACUAUGACGACCUUGACUUCAAAAACAUCAUGGACUUUGUGCAGAGGAAGGUAAG
Molecule: messenger RNA, 659 nt
Organism: Notothenia coriiceps (black rockcod)
Lineage: Eukaryota; Metazoa; Chordata; Actinopteri; Perciformes; Nototheniidae
Gene: tspan15
Product: tetraspanin 15
Exons: 4
Cellular component (GO): plasma membrane
Source: RefSeq, a predicted model, not a curated record